UUCUCCCUCUCAUAGUUGUUGGAUCUCCAAUUCCCAAUUGUAAAAUUUCCUUGAUUUACUCUUCAUCUGUGAACCUUCAACCAAUUUAUCACUCCCCAUAAUGCUACCUGAAAAUUUUUGCUUCUCAUUUUUUGGUGAUUUUGUGGAAUGGCAUCAAUCAUUCAUUCCUUUUGGCAGUUUUCUCAAUUGCUGAUAUGGAUUACCUUCCUGUUGAGGUCGUUGGGAAUAUCCUCUCUCACCUCGGAGCAGCGAGGGAUGUGAUUGUAGCAUCUGCAACGUGUAGAAAGUGGCGGGAGGCUUGUCAGAAACACCUCCAUACACUUUCAUUCAAUUCUCAUGAUUGGCCACUCUAUCGAGACCUAAGUACUAGUAGGCUGGAGAUACUGAUUACUCAGACAUUGUUUCAGACAACACAUUUACAAGGUUUAUCGAUAUUGAUGGAUGAUGUUGAUGAGUUCUCAGCUUCCACUGUAGUUGCUUGGCUCAUGUAUACAAGAGAAUCGUUGCAAUGGUUGUUUUACAAUGUCCGUACUAAUCCAAAUAUCAACAUUCUUGAUAUAUGUGGGCGACAGAAGUUGGAAAUGUUGGUGCUUGCUCAUAAUUCUGUAUCAGGGGUUGAACCAAAUUAUCAGAGGUUCCUCUGUUUAAAAUCGCUUUCUUUAAGUUACGUUAGUAUUUCAGCAUUGGAUCUUAAUUUGUUACUCACAGCAUGUCCAAAGAUUGAAAUUUUAGCCCUUGUGAAUCCCGAGAUUGCAAUGUCAGAUGCACAGGUAACUGUUGAGCUAAACAGCACUACACUAAAGAGUAUCUACAUUGAAGCGAUAAGUUUGGACAAGUUUAUAUUGGAGGCUGACAGCCUUGAGAAUCUGCACUUAAAAGACUGUGCACUUGAGCUUUUUGAGCUCGUCGGUAAAGGAACUUUGAAGUAUUUCAAGAUUGAUGAUGUUAGUAUUAUACAUCUUGAUGUUGGUGAGUCUGUUGAUAAUCUUGAAACCGUUGAUGUUAGUAAUUUCACCAUAAAUUGGUCCAAGUUCUAUCAGAUGAUUUCGAAAUCAUCUACAAUGACAAGUCUCAGGUUAUGGGACGUUGUGUUUGAUGAAGAGGAUGAGAUUGUGGAUGUCGAAACAAUUGCACUUUGCUUCCCACAAUUAAACCAUCUUGCAGUUAGUUAUGAUUUACGAGACGACUUACGAGAAGGAAUUCUCCACUAUGGUUUACAAGGAUUAUCUCUGUUAGAGAAUGUCAAUGUGUUGGAGCUGGGAUCAACGGUAAUUAAUGACGUCUUUACUCAAUGGGUUACUGGUCUACUGCAAAGAUGCCCUAAUCUCACUAAAUUAGUUAUUCAUGGAGUGAUUUCCGAGACUAAAACACCUGAAGAGUGUCAAAUGUUAGCCAACUUUACCUCAUCUAUUGUUCAGCUGAUGAGGCGAUACGUACACGUAGAUGUUCAGUUUGAAUUUGAGUAGAUCAGAGACAUACGUUAAUGUGGUAUAUUGGGCUCAAUCAACAAUAUCAGAGGCAGGUAGAAAAGGAGACUUAAAACCCACUGUGGAUAAAGGAGAUGGACUAGCAUGCUAUGAUGUGUCAAAUUUCCAAAUGUCGUCUCCUUAAGUUGGCAAUUUCACGAUCCAACAGUUCGUGUCACAAAAGUAUGAAGUCUACCACGCCAUGUCCUUUUUCUUUUCAUUUUAGUAUGGUCAAAGUUAAUCACCUAAUGAAAUUGAUGACUUAGAUUGUUCUGUGUUUUUUUUGACUAAAAGACUGGAAUGGCUGCAAUCAGACACCAGGUUUUAGUUCAUCUUUUUACUAACUUGUAUAUUAGAAGAGCUGUCAACCAAAAUGCAUUGAAAGAAAUGAGAACCACUGCAUUUUGUAACAAAGAUUACUCUCAUUUGCUUUAUCUACAAAUGGAUCUAAGCCUGUUGAUAGGACUUACAUCUCUUGUAUCUUCGUCCAUCCGACUGUGGAGGUGGAAUGAAUGUCGUAGACUCAUAGUAAUGUUUGCAACAAG
This is a messenger RNA of Solanum stenotomum, 2011 nucleotides long. RefSeq names its product F-box/LRR-repeat protein At1g67190-like. The record is from RefSeq and is a predicted model, not a curated record. Lineage: Eukaryota; Viridiplantae; Streptophyta; Magnoliopsida; Solanales; Solanaceae. Bases 195 to 1466 code for a protein of 423 amino acids. The transcript has 3 exons. Gene Ontology annotation, molecular function: protein binding.